Molecule: messenger RNA, 585 nt
Organism: Nipponia nippon (crested ibis)
Lineage: Eukaryota; Metazoa; Chordata; Aves; Pelecaniformes; Threskiornithidae
Source: RefSeq, a predicted model, not a curated record
AUGAACACGACAGAAUUCAUCACUGUUGCAGGAUUUGCCAUAUCAUUGCUGUUUCACAUGACCCAAACUGAAGUCUGUCCUCCCUCCUGCAACUGUAAGUCACUGGGAGAAAUGAAGGGUUUGCAUAUAGACUGCAGCUCAAGGAAGCUGACGGAAGUGCCUGCCUUGCCCGUUAACACCAAGAGGCUUUAUCUACAGAACAACAGCCUGACCUCCAUUCCUCCUGGUGCCCUGGACAGCUUGCGCAGCCUGGAGGAAGUGAAAGUAUUUGACAAUCCUUGGAACUGUGACUGUCAUAUUCUGUAUCUAAAACUCUGGUUAGAAGACGUCUCUGCACCCUCUCUUGCAAACAUCAGAUGCGCAACCCCAGCUCCUGUGAGGAUGAAGCCCUUGAGGCAGCUGACCGGGAAUGAGCUGGGGAUUUGUAAAAGGCUUCUCCCAAUCAAGUGUCUUGAGUUCUUUUGGCGAGACCUCAUUUUAAUUGCUGGAGCAAUAAUUACACUUAUUUUAGUAGCAUGGGCUCUGAAAGUCUCAAAAAAGCUGGUCUGCCAAAUGAACCUAAGUCAAUAUGACUCUAGGGGCUGA